UGUGAUUGGUCGACCAUCCAAUGGGUUCGAUGGUGUAAGCCAUAGCGAAACCAUAUUGGAAUAUUUACCGCUUCAUAAUAGUUCAUGUCUUAGAAGUUUGCUGUAAAUUUGAAAAAACUAUUAUCAUGUAUUGUUUUUAUGUGAGCAUGAUUACUUAAUAAUGACAUCUCAUAAGCAAAAACAUGUCGUGCAUUGGUUUCGAAAAGGUCUACGCCUGCAUGAUCAACCAGCACUAAGAGAAGGUUUACAAGGGGCUACAACUUUGCGCUGCGUUUUUAUUUUGGAUCCUUGGUUUGCUGGUUCUUCAAAUGUCGGAAUAAAUAAAUGGAGAUUCCUUCUGCAAUGUCUAGAGAAUUUAGACAGCAACUUAAGAAAGUUGAAUUCUCGUUUAUUUGUUAUAAGAGGUCAACCAGCUGAUGUUUUUCCUCGUCUCUUUAAAUUAUGGAAAACUACACAUCUCACCUUCGAAAAAGAUCCCGAACCAUAUGGACGGAUUCGGGAUCACAACACCACAACUAUGGCACAAGAAAAUGGUGUUACAGUUAUAAGUCGCACAUCACAUACAUUAUAUAGGCUAGAAAAAAUUGUACAGAAAAAUGGAAACAAAUCUCCAUUGACAUAUAAACAAUUCCAAAACAUCCUGGCCAACAUGGAACCUCCUCCACCUCCACAACCACGCAUAACUCUUGAAGACAUGGGCAGCUGUUACACUCCUAUAGCUGAUGAUCAUGAUGAGAAAUAUGGAGUUCCAACUUUAGAGGAAUUGGGUUUUGAUACUGAAAACUUGAAACCACCUGUAUGGAUAGGAGGUGAAACUGAAGCUUUAGCUCGUUUAGAAAGGCAUUUAGAACGGAAGGCUUGGGUUGCAAGUUUUGGCAGGCCAAAAAUGACACCUCAAUCCCUUCUGCCAAGUCAAACAGGUUUAAGCCCUUACUUGCGUUUUGGAUGCCUAUCAGCAAGACUAUUUUAUCAAGAAUUGACCGAGUUGUAUAGAAAGAUAAAGAAAGUUAACCCACCGCUUUCUCUUCAUGGUCAGAUCUUGUGGCGAGAGUUCUUUUAUUGUGCAGCAACAAACAAUCCAAAAUUUGAUCACAUGAUUGGAAAUUCGAUGUGUGUUCAAAUACCUUGGGAUACUAAUUCUGAAGCUUUAGCGAAAUGGACCAAUGGCCAGACUGGUUUCCCUUGGAUUGAUGCUAUAAUGACACAAUUACGAGAAGAAGGUUGGAUCCAUCAUGUUGCAAGGCAUGCUGUUGCAUGCUUUUUAACUCGGGGAGAUCUUUGGAUAUCAUGGGAAGAAGGCAUGAAGGUAUUUGAUGAAUUGCUGUUAGAUGCAGAUUGGAGUGUAAAUGCUGGUUCCUGGAUGUGGUUAUCAUGUAGUUCCUUUUUUCAACAGUUUUUCCAUUUGUAUUGUCCAGUAAGAUUUGGCAGAAAAGCUGAUCCAAAUGGAGAUUACAUAAGAAGGUACUUACCAGUACUGAAAAACUUUCCCACCAAAUAUAUUCAUGAACCAUGGGUUGCUCCAGAAAAAGUACAGAUUGCAGCUAAAUGUAUUAUUGGCAAAGAUUAUCCUAUGCCAAUGGUAAAUCAUCAAGAAGUGAGCCAUAUCAAUUUAGAGAGGAUGAAGCAAGUUUAUCAACAACUCAGCCAUUAUAGGGGAGCAAGCAUGUAUAGUAGUUCUCACAUUCAACAAACAAAUCAAAGAGAAAGUGAUGAUGGUUAUCCUAAGAAUGCUAAACGGCGUGCUGUUGAAUAUCCAGAUGAUUCAGGCCAAGUUCAAAAGAGAGAUACUACAUUGAAAUAAGAACUGUUUAUAUUUCUACAAAGUAUUGCCCUCAUAAUGAAGUCUUUCAGUUGUAUUUGUGCUGUUCUGGUCUACUUUGGAAGCAACAUUCCACAGGACUUAUAAAUUCAUUCUAAUGUGUCAUGUUUCUCAAGCCCAGCAUGAAGCUGUUAAAAAAUUCAAAUCAUGGAAUUUGAAAGUUCAAGAAUAACAAUAUGUUAAUUUUUGAAAUUCUUGCUGAUAUACUUCAAAAUUGUUUUAAAUUUUGAAUGUAUUCAAUUGUUAGUUUAUUGAAUAAUUUUAAAAUUUUAUUCAUUAAAUUAGGUUUUUAUUUCUAGUUUCAUUUUUAAGAAGUGUUAUUUUAUAACUUUUAAAGUAAUUAAAAUGUGUUAUGAUUCCCAUUCUUUUGAUAAGAAGCUAUUCUAUUAAAAGAAAUCUGACAAAUUUAAUACAUGAAAUCAAAGAUGUGUAUUUUAAAGAUUAAAAAAA
This is a messenger RNA of Argiope bruennichi, 2269 nucleotides long. Its product is annotated as cryptochrome-1-like. The coding region runs from base 161 to 1801 and encodes 546 amino acids. Gene Ontology annotation, biological process: entrainment of circadian clock by photoperiod; negative regulation of DNA-templated transcription; circadian regulation of gene expression. Gene Ontology annotation, cellular component: cytoplasm; nucleus. Gene Ontology annotation, molecular function: DNA binding; FAD binding. The record is from RefSeq and is a predicted model, not a curated record. NCBI's taxonomy places the organism in Eukaryota, Metazoa, Arthropoda, Arachnida, Araneae, Araneidae. The transcript has 12 exons.